Carya illinoinensis is the source of this 2502-nucleotide messenger RNA. RefSeq names its product protein CNGC15b-like. Gene Ontology annotation, biological process: potassium ion transport; transmembrane transport. Gene Ontology annotation, molecular function: voltage-gated potassium channel activity. Gene Ontology annotation, cellular component: membrane. Bases 123 to 2195 code for a protein of 690 amino acids. The transcript is spliced from 7 exons. The record is from RefSeq and is a predicted model, not a curated record. Lineage: Eukaryota; Viridiplantae; Streptophyta; Magnoliopsida; Fagales; Juglandaceae.
UGGUUGAGUUCUUGAAUCUAUGGUUUUGUGGUGAUUAAUGACUUGAUAAAUUUUGUGCUUUGGUAUAUAUAUUUAGGGCAUCCACUGAUUAAUAAGCACAACUCUUGUGUUUCUCAAAUGCCAUGGCUUCGGGUAGAUCAAGAUCUGUAAGAUUUCAUGAUGAUCUUGAAACUUCAAACUCCACACCACCCAAAAAUAUUCUUCGGAGCCUGAAGAGGACUAAGAAAGAUGCAACAAGCAAGUCAUUUGGUAGAAGAGAACUCUCCAGAGUCUUCUCUGAGGAUUACGAUGUGGUGGAGAAGAUAGUAUUGGAUCCUCGGGGAACUGUUCUGAACAGAUGGAACAAAAUACUCUUAUUGGCAUGUUUGGUUUCACUUUUUGUGGACCCCCUGUUCUUUUACUUACCAGUGGCUAAUGAAGAGGCAUGCAUUGAUAUUAGUUUAUCCCUUGAAGUAGCCCUCACAGUCAUUCGGUCACUGGUUGAUGCAUUUUACAUUGUUCAGAUUUUUGUUCGGUUUCGAACUGCUUAUGUUGCUCCUUCCUCUCGAGUAUUUGGUAGGGGAGAACUUGUUAUUGACCCUUCAAAGAUAUCCUCACGAUACCUUCAUAAAGACUUUUGGCUUGACCUUAUUGCUGCUCUACCCCUUCCACAGAUGUUGAUUUGGGCUGCAAUCCCAAGUAUAAGAGAUUCGGAAAUGACCCCUUCAAGUAUUGUUCUUCGCUUCCUUAUCUUCUUUCAGUACCUUCUGAGGCUAUAUCUUAUCUUUCCCCUCUCAUAUCAAAUUGUCAAGACCAAUGGGCUUGUGAUGGAAACAGCAUGGGCUGGAGCAGUGUAUAAUCUGAUGCUGUAUAUGUUGGCAAGUCACGUUUUAGGAUCCUGUUGGUACCUCUUAUCCCUUCAACGGCAAGAAGAAUGUUGGAAGAAAGUUUGUAGUCUUCAACAAGAAGGUUGCCAAGAUUGGUUUUUCUACUGUCAUAUGGUAAAUGACACUAGUAGAGCUGCUUGGUUCAAAGCGAGCAAUAUCUCUAGAAUGUGUGGUGCAAAUAGUGACUUCUUUCAGUUUGGCAUUUAUCGUGAUGCCUUGACUUUCGGAGUUACAGCCUCGAGUUUCUUCAACAAGUACUACUACUGUCUUUGGUGGGGGCUUAGAAAUCUAAGCUCUUUGGGGCAGAAUCUCUUCACCAGCACUUAUAUUGGAGAAAUUAAUUUUGCUGUUAUCAUUGCAAUUCUUGGAUUGGUGCUUUUUGCUUUGCUUAUAGGUAACAUGCAGAUGUACCUCCAAUCCACUACUGUGAGAUUGGAAGAGUGGAGGAUUAGGAGGACAGAUACCGAAGAAUGGAUGCGUCACAGGCAGCUACCACGUGAUUUGAAGCAAAAUGUGCGAAGGUAUGAUCAAUACAGAUGGGUUACAACUCGGGGAGUUGACGAGGAAGAUAUUCUGAAGGGUCUUCCAAUGGAUCUCAGGCGAGAUAUCAAACGCCACCUCUGUCUUGAUCUAGUCCGACAAGUACCAAUCUUUGAUCAGAUGGAUGAUAGGAUGUUAGAUGCCAUAUGUGAAAGGCUGAAACCCUCCCUAUGCACUCCUGGCACUUGCCUAGUUCGAGAGGGUGAUCCUGUAGUUGAGAUGCUUUUCAUUGUCCGAGGUUACUUAAAUUCUUACACCACUAAUGGUGGUCGCACUGGGUUCUUUAACUCAUGCUGCAUUGGCCCGGGCGACUUUUGUGGUGAGGAAUUACUAACAUGGGCCCUAGACCCUCGUCCAAAUGUUGUGCUUCCAUCAUCUACACGCACAGUGGAAGCCAUCACUGAAGUUGAAGCUUUUGCUCUCAUUGCUGAGGACUUGAAGUUUGUAGCAGCCCAAUUCCGAAGGCUACACAGUAAGCAACUCAGGCACACAUUUAGGUUUCAUUCUCACCAAUGGAGAACAUGGGCUGCCUGCUUCAUACAGGCAGCUUGGUUUCGAUAUAAAAGACAGAAAGAAGCAGCUGAGCUCAAGAAGAGGGAGAGUCUAGUUGCCUCUGUGCCCGAAUCUGCACUACAAGUGAGUGCACCCUUGCCCCCAUACAGCUCAGGCUGUUGCAAAUAUGCGGCAAGCACUAGAAGAGGUGGAAGUACGCGGUAUGCAUCAGAGUUUGACAUCCUAAACUCGCUACAGAAACCGGUUGAACCUGAUUUUACUGUUGAAGAUAGGUGAAGAAAAAUCCUGGAUUUCGUUGUAGAUACGUAUCCAUUUAUUCUUGUACAAUACCUAAGAGCUCAGCAGGUUAGGACACUAAAUUCAGAGUUAAUUAUUCAAGAAUAAACUCUUCUUCGUUCAAUAUUACGUCAUUCACAGUCACACCUGCUUUGGAGUAUGUUUUAGGUAGCUGCUAUUAAAGUGGUAACAGUAAAUGUGCUUAGAGAUGAUAAGAAUUGGGAUGAAGUGUAGUAUCAUCUAUUUCGUUGUAAAAUGUUCGCUUUUGACCUUAAUAAAGAAUAAUGAUACACUUACUAUUUUUUUA